AUGGGGGAGAUUGAAGAUGAAGGGAAUUGGAACGACGUGCUGAAUCGGCGGAGGAGAGGGGGUGGCAACAGGAAUAAAGAAGACAACUUGGGCGGGGGUAUUACCAAGUUCUACAUCACCAAUCUUCCGAAGGGCAGUAGACCGUGGGACGUGGCGGAGGUUUUCAGAGAUUUUGGAGUUAUUUCAGGGAUGUACAUCGCUAGGAAGUCAGACAAGAAAGGUAAUAGAUUUGGGUUCAUUAGCUUCAAGAAUGUCAAGGAUGCAAAAUUGCUUGAAUCGUCCCUUGACGGUACUAAGAUGGGUGGUUGCAAACUCAAGGUCAACAUCGCUAGAUUUGCAAAUGAAAACACCAGUUUUUGGGAGUCCGACGUGAAGUACCAAGAGAAGGCCGAUCAUCCGAUCGGAAAGAAAUUACUCAAUGAGAAUAGAGGAGGUAGUAAUAAGUUUCGUACGGAGGGAGUAUCAUACAGAGACAUGUUGGCUCCUAAAACUCUUAAUAUUCCGGUCUCUGGUAUGCAGCAGCCGGUAGGCAAGAUUGAAAGAGUUCUCGAAGUUCAUGAGGAGACCAGUGCCUUUUUUGCGUUCCAGGAGAAGGCGGUGGUCGGGAGAGCAUCGGAUGUCAAGUCGCUUACUGCGCUGAAUGAAUGGUUAUGUUCUUCAGGCUUCCUUUCUGCCAAGGUUUAUUACGUAGGGGGUUUGUUUGUUUUAGUUGUCUUCCCGGAGGAUUAUGAAGCGGUGGAAUUUCUUAACAACCGAGAUGUGUGGAAGGACUGGUUCUCUUCCUUAGACAUGUGGGAAGGACAAUCCUUACCCUACGAGAGAAUUGCGUGGAUUAAAUUCGUAGGUGUACCGGUACACUUGGCAGAGAACAAAGCUUUCAAUGAUUUGGCUGAAGUGUAUGGGAAAGUGGUUCAUGCUUCUCAGUUAUCUGCUGAGGAUAGAGAUCUUUCGGUUAACCGUGUCGGUGUCCUUGUGGAGCACGGGGAUCCGAUUAAGGAUACUGCUAUCCUUAGUUGGAAAGGUAGGCGAUACAAGGUGUGGUUAUCGGAAGAACAAAGAGACUGGAUACCAGAUUGUUUGGUAGAAGUUUCCCGUCCGGUGCCGGCGGUCGGAGCAGUUGAGGAGUCUCAGACUCCGUUGGAGGUGCAUGGUAAGUCGAAGAGGCAGGAAGAUGAAAGGGUGAUUCCUUGCAUGCGUAGGGAGGCGGAGGUUGAAAAUUGUGCCAAGGGUAAUGACGAAGGGGGGCCAGCUUUGAAUAGAAUGUUCUAUUCCCAAGCCCCUUGUGGCAGUUCGGAUUCGGUGGGUCCCAAGAUUUUGUCACAAGUGGUGAAAAAAAAAACCGUUUAA
Messenger RNA from Helianthus annuus (common sunflower), 1347 nucleotides. RefSeq lists its product as uncharacterized. Bases 1 to 1347 code for a protein of 448 amino acids. Gene Ontology annotation, cellular component: nuclear speck. The transcript has a single exon. Lineage: Eukaryota; Viridiplantae; Streptophyta; Magnoliopsida; Asterales; Asteraceae. Gene Ontology annotation, biological process: mRNA splicing, via spliceosome. Gene Ontology annotation, molecular function: RNA binding. The record is from RefSeq and is a predicted model, not a curated record.